AGGGUCACUUGUUUCUUUCCUUUUCUUGACAGUGAGCUGGGAUAAGGAAUGUUGCUAGCAGUACGACUAAGACCACAGUGCUUUUCCACGGGGAAAAAAAAAAGCCAAAAGGGGCAGACUUGUACUAUGAAGAAGCUAUGGUAUAAAUGCAGAUAAAUUUUAAAAUAAAUCACAGCUUUUUACCAACUAUCUAUUUAUGGAAGAAAUCUCUGAUGUGAUCUCUGAUCACUUGAGGACAUGGGGAGCAGCGUAAUCACUUCAUGUAUGUAAUGUACCGUGCAAUACUUGAACACAGCAGCUUUGGCAUUGUUUUGGAUUUUCAUUUCCUAGGGAGGAGGUGGACAAGUGCUAAUGCCACCGCAGGGCCACUAAAUGCUUAGAACCUUCCAAAGGGAAGGAAGGAAUAUCCACGUGGGCCCACAGAGGAAAAAUGCAGAGAACAAGACAGCAGAGGGACUUGCGGGUGCUUUUGAUGCUUUUUAUCCCUUUUUAAAUGCUUUUUAUCCCUUUUAAUGCCCCAGGGAUGCAGCCAGGCCGCAGUGGGGUGUGAGUGUGCGUCAGGAUGCAGUGUGUCAGCUGUUCGGGUGCUCGUGUUACCAGCUGUAUGAUGGGGUUUUCAGAAAGGGGAUAACAUGUCCUGCUCAUCUUCGGGACCUGGUUGAGUGUUAACUGUAACAAAGGGCUGGGUUAAACGUAAACCCCGGCCGCUGUGCCUGAGGGAUAGGGAGUGCCACAGAAUUGGUCGCUGGAGAUUGCUUCUUCACUUCCGACGCUUCAGUGUAAAAUCCGAGCGCUGCUGCAGACUCAAACUCAGGAAAACCCCUACGGACGGACGAACCCAACCCCCCAGACCACUUCCCGCUUGUCGCCAUUUUCACCACGCCGGCCGUCAUGGCGGCGCCCCCCCCGGCGGAAGGCGAACUACAGUGCCCAUGGCGCCCCGCGGCGGGAGCAACCCCGGGGCUCACGGGCUCCAUUUUCUCCGCCCGCGGCCGGGGGAGGGAGGCGCUCCGCCGGCGUGAGGCGGGCUGGCGGCCAUGGAGCAGGAGCGGGCCGGGGAGGUGGUGUCUUCCUUAUGCCACAAGACCUCGUCUUUGGAGCGGAUGGAGGAGGAAGGUGAGGAGGAAGAGGAGGAUGACGACUUGGACAUCUUUGGGGGUUACGACAGCUUCCGGAGCUACAACAGCAGCGUGGGCAGCGACAGCAGCUCCUGCCUGGACGAGUCCAGCGAUGAUGAGGUUGUGGACCGGGAGGCUGGAGAGCUCCCGACCUCCCCUGUGCACCAGCCACCCGCGGGGCGGAUCACAGAGGACAGCGGCUCUGAGCCAGCUGUGUGCGAGAUGUGUGGCAUUGUGGGAACCAGGGAGGCUUUCUUCUCCAAGACCAAACGUUUCUGCAGUGUCUCCUGCUCCAGAAGCUACUCCUCAAACUCCAAGAAGGCCAGCAUCCUGGCCAGGCUGCAGGGGAAACCGCCAACAAAGAAAGCGAAAGUCCUGCACAAGGCAGCCUGGUCGGCCAAGAUCGGGGCCUUCCUCCAUUCGCAGGGCACGGGGCAGCUGGCAGAUGGGACGCUGACGGGCCAGGAUGCACUUGUCCUGGGCUUUGACUGGGGAAAGUACCUGCAGGAGCACGGCUUCAAGGCAGCUCCAGUCAGCUGCUUCAAACACGUGCCGCUCUUCGAUCAGUGGGAUGACGUGGUGAAAGGUAUGAAGGUGGAAGUGCUGAACAGCGACGCCGUGCUCCCCAGCCGAGUGUACUGGAUCGCAUCCGUCAUCCAGACCGUAGGGUACAGGGCCCUCCUGCGAUACGAGGGCUUUGAGAAUGAUGCCGGCCAUGACUUCUGGUGCAAUUUAGGCACGGUGGAUAUUCAUCCCAUCGGCUGGUGUGCCAUCAACAGCAAAAUCCUGGUACCACCACAAACUAUUCAUGCCAAGUACACUGACUGGAGAAGCUACCUCAUGAAAAAACUGGUGGGAGCCAGGACCAUCCCAGUGGAUUUCCACAUCAAGAUGGCGGAGAGCAUGAAGUACCCGUUCCGGCAGGGCAUGCGGGUGGAGGUGGUGGAUAAGAACCACGUGUCCCGGACGCGCAUGGCGGUGGUGGACACGGUCAUCGGGGGCCGGCUGCGACUCCUCUACGAGGACGGGGACAGCGACGAUGACUUCUGGUGCCACAUGUGGAGCCCCCUCAUCCAUCCUGUGGGCUGGUCACGGAGAGUGGGCCACAGCAUGAAGAAGAUAGAAGAAAAGCGCAGUGACAUGGCAAACCAUCCCACCUUCCGGAAGAUUUACUGUGAUGCUGUCCCGUACCUGUUUAAAAAGGUACGGGCUGUCUAUGCCGAAGGCGGAUGGUUUGAGGAAGGCAUGAAACUGGAAGCCAUCGACCCCCUGAAUUUGGGCAACAUUUGUGUGGCCACUGUUUGCAAGGUUCUCUUGGACGGGUAUCUCAUGAUCAGCAUUGAUGGAGCCACAUCUGAUGACGGCUCGGACUGGUUCUGCUAUCAUGCUUCCUCACACGCCAUCUUCCCUGUCAACUUCUGUCAGAAGAACAGCAUCGAUCUGACCCCUCCGAAAGGGCAAGAUGCAAAGACCUUCAACUGGGAAACUUACCUGGAAAAGACUAAAUCAAGACCUGUUCCAGCACGGCUCUUCAACACAGACUGCCCAAACCAUGGCUUCAAGGCAGGCAUGAAGGUGGAGGCGGUGGACCUGAUGGAGCCCCGGCUCAUCUGCGUGGCCACGGUGAAGCGCGUGGUGCACCGUCUGCUCAGCAUCCAUUUCGACGGCUGGGACAACGAGUACGACCAGUGGGUGGACUGCGAGUCUCCAGACAUUUACCCCGUGGGGUGGUGCGAGCUGACAGGCUACCAGCUUCAACCACCUGUCGUUCCAGGAAAAAAGUUACCUGCUAAAACCCGCACAAUCAAGCAGACCGUCAAGAAGCCUCCUGUCUCAAGGACAAAACGAGAAGCAAAAGCUGCCAUCAAGGUUUUGCCAGAGCCACCACCCGAUGAGAUCAUUGCUGUGCAGGUAAAAGAAGAAACCAUCGACCCCUCGCUGCCGGAGUUUGAAGCCACAGAGCUUCCUGUUCCCAUCAGCAGCAUAAAGCAAGAGGUGACGGACUGAUCCUGGAGUAUCCCGCAGCAGCCUGUGCUUCAUCUUGUGGCUCUUUGGGGAAGCAGAAGACCAAAAGGGCCUUCCCUUUUUGAGGCAGCAUCACAACUCUGCUUUCUUGUCGUGCAAGAAGAUCGCCCCCAGACUUGGAACUAAGCCCUAGGACGUGGACUCCAGAAGAGCCACGGGCUCGCUGAGGGGCGUGACUGGGGGGCUGCUGGGGUUGUGUGUGCCUGGCACCAGAGGCACCUCUCUGAGCAGAAGCCCCUGACGGGAAGGAGGCUGCCAGAGCACGUAGGGGCAGUCUGGGUUCUCAGCCAUGGCUGGAGGGGGUGACCUGCAGUCCGAGAUGGUGUGUGCAGGUUGCAUGCAUCAGGGAAUGGGCUGCUCUCGUAGGAUAUCUGUGCCGUGCUCCCUGGUCUUGGCCGUGCAACCUCUGAGAAAGUCAGGACAGGACGAGUGAAAAGAGGUGAGAAGUGGAAAAGGAAUGAUGAUGCCUCUGCAGGAAGCAAGAGAACUUCGUGUGUCAUCGGUUCCUGCUUUUGAACCCAGAACUGCGGAUUAUAUGGUGCACAGUUUGAAAUUUUUAUUUUUUAACACUCCUACUGUAAAUUUGAUCAAUGAUCUGUGAAAUAAACUAAGGAAGAAGUUA
This is a messenger RNA of Cygnus atratus (black swan), 3765 nucleotides long. RefSeq names its product L3MBTL histone methyl-lysine binding protein 2 (gene L3MBTL2). NCBI's taxonomy places the organism in Eukaryota, Metazoa, Chordata, Aves, Anseriformes, Anatidae. Gene Ontology annotation, molecular function: zinc ion binding. The transcript has 16 exons. The record is from RefSeq and is a predicted model, not a curated record. Gene Ontology annotation, biological process: regulation of DNA-templated transcription. The coding region runs from base 1038 to 3125 and encodes 695 amino acids. Gene Ontology annotation, cellular component: nucleus.